UGCUUGUCAGGACACAAGAAGAAGAAGAGUUACUAUUUUCUUCCAGUCUCAAAAAUAUGGAGGCGAUUAUCCGGCUAAUUCUGGGUCUUUCCCUCUUCCUCCUGGUGAAUGUAUUUGGAGGAGUGGAUGGACUUUACUUCCACAUUGGAGAGACGGAGAGAAAAUGCUUCAUAGAGGAAAUACCCGAUGAGACGAUGGUGACAGGUAACUACAAGCUGCAGCUGUACGAUCCGAGGACAGGCGGAUUCAUGCCCUCGUCACCCGGCUUAGGAAUGCAUGUUGAAAUAAGAGAUCCAGAUGACAAAGUGCUUCUCUCUCGGGUAUACAGCAGUGAGGGGAGAUUCACCUUCACCUCCCACACACCUGGAGAACACGUCAUCUGCCUCUACUCCAACUCCACCAAGUGGUUCUCUGGCUCCCAGCUGCGUGUACAUUUUGACAUACAAGUGGGAGAACAUGCAGUAGAUUAUGCAUCAGUUGCCCAGAAGGAGAAACUGACCGAACUACAGCUGAGGGUGAGGCAACUGCUGGACCAAGUGGAGCAGAUCACAAAGGAGCAGAACUAUCAGAGGUACCGGGAGGAACGUUUCCGCCAGACCUCUGACAGCACAAACCAGCGAGUGUUGUGGUGGUCAGUGGGCCAAGUUGUCAUCCUGCUGGGCAUGGGAUUCUGGCAAAUGCGUCACCUUAAGAGCUUCUUUGAGGCUAAGAAGUUGGUGUGAGCUUUGUGUGUGUGUGUUAUAGUGUGUGUGUGUGUGUGUGUGUGUGUGUGUGUGUGUGUGUGUGUGUGUGUGUGUGUGUGUGUGUGUGUGUGUGUGUGUGUGUUUGUUUGUUUUUAUUUUCAAAGGAUUGAGACAAGCUCAUAAUAUCCUGCCUUUAUAACAACAAAUUGUCAUAGUUUUCUGUAAAUUUAUGUGUACUGUGUGUGUGUGUGUGUGUGUGUGUUCAAUCAAUGGCUUUAGAUUGCCCAUGUAAUGUUUUUUCUUGAUCUUCAUGUGUGUGUGUGUGUGUGUGUGUGUGUGUGUGACAAAUUUUGAAAUGUGUAACUUAUGUGAUCAAAUGAUGCUUUAUUUUAUUUUAUUUUUUAUUUUUUUGGGGGGGAGUAUAGGCCGUUCAUCUCAAAGUAGCAGUAUGCGUUUGCAUUGUUCUGUCAUGGUAGUGGGAAAUGUGCAUUAAUCAUCACAGUUACUGGAACUUGUUAAUUUUGUGCUUCAGUUACUGCUUGUGGUUCUGAUAGGCAUUGUACCAGAGCACAGUAAGAAGGCAAGAUAUUAAGACAGUAUUCUUUGUACUAGAAAUUAUCGCAUUUGUUACUGAAAACUUCUUAGUCGUGGAAAAUUAAAUAAAUGAUGAGAUUAAAACACUAUUUGUCUCACUACAAAUCAUUGCAUUUAGUAUUGAAAACUUUUUGUAUCAUGUGAUCUGAGGAAGCUGUAAGAUUAAGGAAAGAUUAAGGAAAUAUUUAUCUUACUGUAAAUUACUCCAUAUGGUAUUGUGAACCAGGGAACUUGUAAAAUGCGUUUGUUGUUUUCUUGUUUUAUGUACAUAUUGACAAGCACAAAGAUUAAGUUUAUGAUUGGCGACACAACCAAUCCCUCCCUUUUUAUUUCCAUGUGCAAAUCUGUCAUUUUAGAGGCAAUGAUAAUAUUUAUUGUUCCUUUAUAAAGUGUGACGGUACGCUCAGCACAAUAAUUAUACAAUACAUAGAUCUAAAAAAAAUAUUUGGCUCGGUGUCAUAUUUUCUUCUUUAUUUUCAAUUUUUUUUCUUUUCCCAGUGUCUGUUGUUUGCUAUUCUACUGUUUGGCUUUGUGCUGUUUUUUUCACAUCAAUUGCCUAAGGUCUCAAAUAAAUCUCUAGUUUUUAAUUCUCUCUCUCUCUCUCUCUCUCUCUCUCUCUCUCUCCAUAUUUCAUUCUCUAUCAGAACAACUAAAAGAUUCACAAAUCCUCAUUCUCACUAUUUAUUAUGGACAACAUUUAUACUGCUAAACUGUAAAAAAUGUCUGCCUCAAUUUUCAACAUCAAUAAAUCAUCAUUAAUA
Scylla paramamosain (green mud crab) is the source of this 2038-nucleotide messenger RNA. RefSeq names its product transmembrane emp24 domain-containing protein eca-like. Gene Ontology annotation, cellular component: Golgi apparatus; COPII-coated ER to Golgi transport vesicle; endoplasmic reticulum-Golgi intermediate compartment. Bases 57 to 722 code for a protein of 221 amino acids. Gene Ontology annotation, biological process: intracellular protein transport; Golgi organization; endoplasmic reticulum to Golgi vesicle-mediated transport. The record is from RefSeq and is a predicted model, not a curated record. The transcript is spliced from 5 exons. Lineage: Eukaryota; Metazoa; Arthropoda; Malacostraca; Decapoda; Portunidae.